CACGCCCCCUCCGCCCACCCGUGGCGCUUCCGCCCCGCGCGCGGGAACGGCGCGAGGAGCGCGCGGAGCCGUGACCCCGCGGUGACCCCACGGUGACCCCUCCGUGACCCCGCUCAUGGACGGGGAGGGGGAGGGGGAGGGGGAAGGCGCGUCCGCCCCGCCGGGCGCUGCCGCCCUGCUGUACCUGCCGGACGGGUCGGCGCUGCCGCUGCCGCUGGAGCCGCCCCCGGGCCCCACGGCCGCGGAGCUGCUGCGCCGCCUGCAGGGGGCGCUGCGCCUCCCGCCCGCCGCGGGGGACGCGCUGGCGCUGUGGCUGGGGUCGGAGCUGCUCGAGGUGCAGCUGAAGCCGCGGCACCGACCCCUGCGCCUGGUGCGGCACUGGCCGGAGCUGCUGCUGCGCUUCAGCCUCGGCUCGCCCGCGGCCAUCGCCCAAGAUGAGCCGUGUCUGCAGCUGCGCAGGAACGUGUUCUUCCCGAAGAACCGCGAGCUGGAGCUGCAGGAGGAGGAGCUGCUGCGGUUGCUCUAUGAGGAGGCGCGGGAGCAGCUGAGGGGGGGUCGCUACCCCGUGGACCCCCCCGAGGCGGCCGAGCUGGGGGGGCUCAGCUGCCGCCUGCGCCUGGGGCCGUUCGAGCCCGGCCGGCACACGGAGCUCAGCCUGCGGCCGCUGCUGGGGGAGCUGCUGCCGCCGGGUCCUCCGGCCCGCUGGGGGGCGCUGUUCCGGCGCUCGCGCGAGCCGGGCCCCUCCCAGCGGCUGCUCGAGGCCUUUGCGCGUGCGCCGGGCCCCGAGGCGCCCCCUGCCGGAUUGUACCGGGACUUCCUGCGGCGCUGCCACGCCCUGCCCGGCUACGGGUGCGCCUUCUUCCCGGGAGCCAUUGAGCGACCGUCGGGGGGGCUGCUGGGCCGGGGGGGGCUGCGCCCCGUCAGCGUCGCCGUGGGGCUGGAGGGGGUCACCAUCAUCGACCCCCGCCAGAAGCACGUGCUGCUGUCCCUGACGUACCCCGAGCUGUGCUGGGAGCUGGUGGGGGCCGUGGGGCAGGACGGGGACCCCGCGGGGCAGGAGGGGGACCCCUCAGAGCCCCCCCAGCUCUGGCUCGAGUUCGAUGGGGACCACGAGGGAGCCCCCGUGAACCGACUGCUGCGGGUGUUCUCCCCCCAGGCGGAGCUGAUGAGCGCCCUCAUCGAGUGCUGCAUCGAGCUGGGCGGGGCGGCCCCGCCCCCCGAGGAACAAGCCCCGCCCCCCGAGGAACAAGCCCCGCCCCCCGCCGCUGCUGCAGCCGCGGCCCCGCCCCCCGAGCCGGGCCGCGCGCGCGGCGCCCCCUUGCGGCGGCAGAAGAGCGUGACCGAGCCCCGCCUGCAGCGCCUCGCGACCAUCGACUACGUGCGGGAGGGGCAGGAGCUGCGGCGGGUGAAGCCCCCCCGGCGCUCCGCGUCCUUCUUCAGCCGGGGCGGGUCUGGGGGCGGCUCCUACGGCCCCGUGGCGGGGGGCUCGGGGGGGGCCGGGCCCGAGCAGGGCUGAGCCCCCCCAAACCCCUCCCAGUUCACACGGGGAGCCCCCGAGACCUCCCUCUCUUUGUACCCCCCAAUAAACUGCACUGCCCCCCGGGCGGGGUUUGGUGGAAUUUGGGACCUUUUGGGGAAA
Messenger RNA from Oenanthe melanoleuca, 1639 nucleotides. It is a transcript of the gene FRMD8, whose product is annotated as FERM domain containing 8. Lineage: Eukaryota; Metazoa; Chordata; Aves; Passeriformes; Muscicapidae. Gene Ontology annotation, cellular component: plasma membrane; cytoskeleton. Gene Ontology annotation, biological process: negative regulation of canonical Wnt signaling pathway. The record is from RefSeq and is a predicted model, not a curated record. Bases 116 to 1516 code for a protein of 466 amino acids. The transcript is spliced from 10 exons.